This is a messenger RNA of Effrenium voratum, 1733 nucleotides long. NCBI's taxonomy places the organism in Eukaryota, Dinophyceae, Suessiales, Symbiodiniaceae. The record is from the annotation of a GenBank genome assembly.
AGGGCAUGGCUCAAAUCGCUUUUGGCUUAGCCGACCGAAACGUCUAUAUCUUCAAGCCAUGCUGCGCCUUUUGGCGCUGUGCCUGGCGCAUAGCUGGGCAGAGAGUUGCGAUGAUGGAACAUGCAGUUCCAACUUCUUACAGCUGGCGGUGACAACUGGCAGUGAUCAUCCAUGGCCGCAUCUCGAAUCAAUGCCGACCUCUCAACCCGACGUCUCCCAUUUUUGGCAACCGCAUGUGUCUAGCCAUGACCACCCCAAAGGUUGACCUCUUUUGCGCCCUCAUUGAGGCAUUCCCGCGGCAAUGACAAGUUGCAGUCCGGAGUCACCGAGCUGACUUUCAAAAUGACGAGCCGUGCCGCAAACUGGAGCUGGCACCACCCAGACGGCCAGUUCUCCACCAUGGUCGCAGGGGGCCCGGUGGUCGAUGCAGAGAAGAACCUUUUCUUGAUGACCAUGGAUGGGCUAUGGAAGUUCUCGCCUGCAGGCGAGGUCUUGUGGCACUACCAGACGCCAGGCUCUUCGGAUUUCGAGCCGACGAUUUCGGGAGAUCGUGUCAUGUCAGCGACCACCGCGGGCAAGGCCUUCGCCGUGGACAGGCAUACUGGCAAGGAGAUUUGGCAAACGCAGCUUGCAGAGAAAGCCGGCCAAGACGUUGGCUACCCCAUUGCAUGCGAGGGUGUCUUUCUGGCGACUGCCGACACCACUGGCCGGGACACGAUGCCCUUUGAGAUCACGCCCGGUGGGAACCGGCGCCUCUUCGGCCUUUCCGUGGCCACGGGGCAAAAGCUGUGGGACUACGCCACGGACGAGUGUCUCUACAACAGCGCGCCCUUAUGCCCAGGUGAUGGCAGCACCGUGAUCAUGGACAAGACUGGAAGCCUGUACCGCCUGUCUUUGCAAACCGGUGAGGCAAUCUGGAAGCAGGCGGCCCGCGACAGCCAGCACUCCUCCACCGACGGAGGCGCAGGUUUGGGGCCCAACGGCCUGGUCUACACCUGCAGCAACUACGGGAAUGCCACCGGCGGAGUCCACGAGCCUGGAGUCGUAAGGGCCUAUCACGUGGAGACUGGGCACCUGGAAUGGGAGCACCUGCUGCCGGAGCCUUGCUGCACCUUCCCCGCGGUGGGGCGCAUCAAGGGCGAGCUCCUGGUGAUCGUGACUCCAGGCGCCUUCCCCAGUGACUUCGCGGCGAAGCCGGGCAGCGUCCUGGCGCUGGACGCGGCGACGGGGCAGCCGCGCUGGGAGUUCAACGGCGCCUCCGUGUUCUUCAGCCGAGGGGACGUGAAGCGCCUGGAACUGGGCAUGGAGAACACGACGAACUUGCGAGCCAUUUGCCUCCCCGCUCAAUGGAGUUCGCCGGUGAUCACCGGAGAUGGCUCGGUCUACGUGGGCCGCUCCGAUGGGAACAUCUACGUGGUUCAUGGUCCCAAAGACGGGACCGGCUUGCUUGAGAGCGACUGGCCCGGCUUGGUCACGGAUGCCGAGACGGGAGUGCAGGCCCAGGUGUUCCAUGUGGGCAGCGCCCCCGUGCACGGCGCCUUGGCCUUUGCCCCGGAGAUGAUGGCCUUUGCCACCUGCGACAGCCUCUACGUGUGGCGGACCUGAGGUUAAUCGACGUGCAGAAAACGCCGCGCAGAUUGGAUCAUCGUGGCAUCACAGGUAGGUGCCCUCCAUGGACCGACCCUGUCACAGUUUUAUCGAGCUCGUGGCCUGCAGAUGGCGUUGGCAUGCGA